This is a messenger RNA of Pomacea canaliculata, 850 nucleotides long. RefSeq lists its product as uncharacterized. NCBI's taxonomy places the organism in Eukaryota, Metazoa, Mollusca, Gastropoda, Architaenioglossa, Ampullariidae. Bases 86 to 736 code for a protein of 216 amino acids. The transcript is spliced from 6 exons. The record is from RefSeq and is a predicted model, not a curated record.
AUAUAAAGGUCUGGCUGUAUUCACAGUUCAUUCCUGCUGCCGACCGUUCAGUUCACACCUUGCUGUUCCCUCAACAGUCUGCGCCAUGAAGUCCUUUGUCUUUGGUCUGCUGGUCCUCUGCUUUACAGAUAGCCUGGCUCGGUUUGCCUUGUCUCCGGAAAAAAAGCGACAAAAUGCCUGCGAUGAAAUGCAGUUUGUGCAGUGUAUCUUACCGAUUGUUGAAUUCUCAAACACAUUCAGCGGCAACAAACUGGAAGCACUGAGUGAUGCCGCGAAUAUUGAACAGACUUGUUCACUGCUGGCUGGCUCUAAGGGCUGUAUCAACAACUACAUUAGUGGCUGCUACCCAUCAGAAACUGCAGGCAUGACCAUUCAGACUCUGGAAAAUGUCUUGAGCUACAUCUGCAGUCCAGAGGGCAAGGAUGCUCUGCUGACCGAGUCCAAAUGUAUUGCAAACGUAGACUUCGAGAGGCCCAUGCAUCCCUGCCCAUCUUUCAUGGAGGUUGACCUAGCAAUCAUGCAGCCUCAGAACAAUCCACAAGCCGUUUGUACGACAAUCGAGAAUUUCUCGGUUUGUGUGAGAGAGAGAGUGAGGGUGGAAUGCAGCGACAAGGCUGUCAACUUCGUGCGAAACCUCGUCUCUCGCCUGACUAUUCCAAUUAAAAACAUGAUGGGAUGCAGCAGCCAGGCCAGACUCGUCCGUGACCUCGUCACACUCAUCGCUCGACGAAAGUGAAGACAACGGUGACAACAGGCAGGCGGGGAAUCACAACAGUUUUCUAUGUAUAGUGUAUGGCAAUUUUACUUUAGAUAUUUGUAGAUUGAAAUAAACUCAAUAUUGCAAAGGAAA